AUGAAGUGUCUAUAGUCAAUAAUCUCAUUUGCUGUGCUGGCCCUUUUCGGACUUGCAUCUGCUGCAAUCUAAAAACAAACUCAUACUAAAAAUUUCGCAGAUCACACAUAACAUGGCACUCCAUCACUAAAUAGAGAGGCUGCAGCUGGUCUCGGAACUGGAUUCGGAAUCCUUGGAGUUUUAAUGAUUUUCUCUUGUGUAAAAAUCAUAAUGGAAGAGAUGUGGAAACAUAAGGACUAAAAUUAAAAGACCUAAGCUGCUAUCCAAAAAUUUAGAGAACUUGGUUUGAACCAAAAAGAAAUAGAUGAUGAAUACGAUGAGAUAAUUUUGUAUAGAGGAAAGACUGAGGAGCAAGCUGCAUUGAUCAGAGCAAAGAGAUAAAGAAGAGGAGGAGCUGUAGCUGUAUCAUAAAACGACCAAGGAGAACACGAAGAACGCCUUUGA
Stylonychia lemnae is the source of this 444-nucleotide messenger RNA. NCBI's taxonomy places the organism in Eukaryota, Ciliophora, Spirotrichea, Sporadotrichida, Oxytrichidae. The record is from the annotation of a GenBank genome assembly.